AUGGCCGCCGAGGAAGAGCACGAGGGCGCGUCCGUCAAGGAACUCCUCAUCGAAGCCUGCCGCCGCAACAACACGGAGCUCCUCGUCGAGGUUCUGGCCGACCGCUCCGAAGACGACAUCUCGACGCUCCUCAACUCCACCACCACCGUCAUGGGCAACCACCUCUACCACGAGGCCGCCUCCCACGGCAACUACGAAAUCAUCGACCUCCUCCUCGACCAACCCAACUUCGAAUGCGACCCCGUCAACCGCCUCGAGGGCGACACCCCCCUCCACACCGUCAUCCGCUGGCUCAAUGCCGAACCCCCCGCCCAGCGGCCCUUUGGCCGCGCCCUCAUCGACAUGAUGCUCGAGGCCGGCUCCAACCCGCGCGUCCGCAACAAGGCCCGCCUGACCCCGCUCCAGCUCGUCGACCCGUCCAACAAGGACCUCCGCGACCUCAUCCAGCAGCACGAGUAUGCCAGCCAAAACGCAGGUGACUUUGUCAACGUCGAUGCCCGCCCCUCAAACAACGCCAAGUCCGCCCCCCCUGCCCCGCCCGUCCCUGGCGUCGACGCCCCCGCCGCCGACGACUCCGACGACGAUGCAGAGUUUAGUGGCAGCGACGACGAGGAACGCGCCGAGUGGGAGCGUAGGAGAAAGGAAAGAGGGCAGCGCAGCUAA
Molecule: messenger RNA, 663 nt
Organism: Hirsutella rhossiliensis
Lineage: Eukaryota; Fungi; Ascomycota; Sordariomycetes; Hypocreales; Ophiocordycipitaceae
Product: ankyrin repeats (many copies) domain-containing protein
Exons: 3
Coding region: 1-663 (220 amino acids)
Molecular function (GO): protein binding
Source: RefSeq, a predicted model, not a curated record